GCUGACGUCAGAGCAAUUAGCCUCGCUGUCGAACGAGGAAGGCAAAAACGCCGACUUUGCAUCGAACUGUUUGGAUUAUGUUGAAUUUUAGAGUUUUUGUUUGAAUUCAAGCUACAUAAGACAUCACCAGACAUGCUUCUAUACGUGCAGAGCAAAUCUUUCCCGCACAAGACGUUUGUGGUGAAAUGUAAGACUACAGACACCAUCGCCCGCGUGCGUGCUCACAUGCUGUACAGCCUGUAUGACAUGGGGAGAGUACAGCACCAGUUUAGGUUCAGGUACAAGGGACAGUACCUGCGUGACCCCUACACUAUGGAGGAGUGUAAGAUCGUGGACCAUGCAGUCAUCACCAUGGUUCCCAUGGCUAAACGACAAGAGUCCCUGGUGGACCUGCAGCAAAGGCUGAUGGAGUCUACAGAUGACCUUGACCCUUCUCAUGAGCUUGACCUUGGGAAAGGUCAGACUGAUGAGGUCAUGAAGGCUCUGGAAAAAGAGAUGAAAAUCUUCUCAAGGAGAGAAAAGAUGCUCGCUGGGCUGGAGGGCCUGCUGACAGCCCAGAUGAUGUUGAUCCUGCUGGCAGUGUUCACUCACUACUGGUACUCCAUCUUCUGGAGCGGCGUGUCCUGGCUGUAUGGGUACCUCCGCUGUCCCAAAUACUCUCGUGUUGGCGGGUUCACAGGCAUCGCCGGGCUCAAGAGGAGGCAGUUCUGUGUGGUUUAUGGCAUCAUGUCUCUGAUCAACUUUGGAGUCUCACUGGGACUGGGCAUCUACACUGCACUCAAUCUGGUGAGUUUGCAGUGCCUGUCUUAUCCUACAGAGCUGGGUACCGGCUGUACACAUGCUGAAGUCUACACAGCUGGGUUCUACUUCCUACAUGCCCUGGUCAUGCUGUGCAGUAAUGUUCUCACAUGGGUCAUACUGCACAACUUCAAAUAUGAGGUUGGAGACCUGAUUGAGAAAGCCUUGGUCCUGACCAGGGAUAUAGAGAAGGUCAUGGAAGCAGCCAGGACUGGCAAAGUUAAGGAGAGAAGGACAGCGGCGUAUGAGAUGGCCACCAUGGCCGCUUCUGGGGACGACAACAAGUUCAGGAUUGUGGCAGAAGGAGGGUUGGAGUUGCUGAUAGCUAUGGGCCUGUCAACUGAUGCAGCUACACAGGAGUACUCCACUGAGGCCAUGGCAGAACUACUCACAGUUCCUGCUAUACAGGACAAGUUUGUGGAGAUGGGUGGUGUACGCACCCUCACCGCGGUUCUACACGCACAUGACCAGCGAGUGGUGAAGGAAGCCGCCACGGCGCUCAGUUAUAUCGUGUCAGACUCGGAGGAAAACAAACCAGCCAUCGUGGCUGACCAUGGGCUUGAGGACUUGUGCCAUGCAGCACGGCAUGGUGGGAAGGAUGUACAGAGUAUUGUCUCUGGGGUGUUUCUGGAGCUGGCCUUCAACCCUGACAUCCGCGCACAGAUGGCCUCCCUCAACAGUCCUGCCCAGGCCCUGGUGCACCUGUGCCGUAGCUCAGACACAGACACACAGAGGUUUGCCCUGCAAACACUGGAGCUACUGGCCAUCGAGAGCAGCAGCACUAUAUCUGCUCAGGAGGAACUGUUAGACUACUUGUUGUCCUUACCUGUCCACACCAUGGACACCAGACUCUACCUACUGGCUGGGAAGAUCCUGCUCUACUUCACAGAGACACAGGAGAGCUGUGAACACCUGCUGGACUCGGACCGGCUGAAGGACACCCUGUUCCAGUUCUCCCGCACAUCUGACCUUGUCCUACAGAAGGUCACAGCCAAGAUUAUCCUGGCUCUCAUCGACACCCCACAUCUACUAAUGCGGGCGCAGCAUCUCGGCUUCCAGGACAUUUUCCUCCACAUCCGGAACAACGCGCUGGACAGGGACGCCUGGAACAUGGCCGACCAGGGUCUCGCUCUCAUGCAGUCUGAGCACGCUCACAAGGCAGCCAAGGGCAUCAUGGGAUCACAGGGGUCACUCAAGGACAAAGGUCGGGGGUCAUUUUCCUCAGGUCGGAGUCAGAGCACAACGUCCUUGGACAAGGGAGCCCGACCUUCUUAAACAUUUGGGGUUGUUUUAAAUCAGUCCAGAGAGUUGAGAAAUACUGGUUGCUUCAAAUUUAAGUUUUGUAAUGAAUCUGAAAAUUUUAAAUUUGACAACUAUUUUUAAGGCCAAAUAUUUUUAUAUCUAUAAUAUUAUUAUGAAUCACUGGUUACAGAAAUGAAGAUACCAAAAUGUCAUUAUCCUUAAAGAAAUCUGAACAUGUUUCUUAAGAAGCCUUACGCCGUAUGUGCAGUUGCAAUUGGAGUAAAGUUGCAAUUGCACAGAGAUCGUACGUUGUAAGCAUGUAUAACUCACUUACCACUUACGCAACGAACGAUGCACGCAACCGCACACGGCCAGACGUGGCGUGCAGACCACACUCUUACACCUUGCGCAACCAGCACACACACUUAUUAGCCCCAAUACAUAUAGUAUGGUUGGUUGGUUGGUUGGUCUUUGUAAAACAGACCUGUAUGUUACAUUUCUUUGUUCAUUUUGUAAUGAUUGAGCACAUAACCUUGUUGCAAUACAAGCCUUGUAUGUAUACAAUUCUGUCCAAUGAUGCACUUUCAUUUUCUCAGAUUUUUCUUCCAAUCAGGUUUCCAUGUACAUACAUAGCUAUGCAUACAUUUUAGAAAAUUCUUCAAAUAUCUACAAUUUUGUGUGAAGAGAAGAUAUAUUUGAUAGAACUUGUAUAUAUACUCUACUCUAGAUCUAUUAUGUACACCCAAACUGCAGUUUGUGCUUUUUUUUAUGUUUAACAUUAUUUAGAAUCAUGUCCUAUGCACCUUUUUUAUACAAUAUCCUUAAUGGAUGGAAACAAGAGUUGCAAACAAAUGAUAUAUGUAACAUAAUAAAUGUCACACAAAGAUA
Branchiostoma belcheri (Belcher's lancelet) is the source of this 2928-nucleotide messenger RNA. RefSeq lists its product as uncharacterized. Lineage: Eukaryota; Metazoa; Chordata; Leptocardii; Amphioxiformes; Branchiostomatidae. The record is from RefSeq and is a predicted model, not a curated record. The transcript has 16 exons. Gene Ontology annotation, molecular function: protein binding. The coding region runs from base 133 to 2073 and encodes 646 amino acids.